Strongylocentrotus purpuratus (purple sea urchin) is the source of this 4263-nucleotide messenger RNA. RefSeq names its product proline-rich protein PRCC (gene prcc). Gene Ontology annotation, cellular component: nucleus. The transcript has 8 exons. Bases 103 to 1776 code for a protein of 557 amino acids. NCBI's taxonomy places the organism in Eukaryota, Metazoa, Echinodermata, Echinoidea, Camarodonta, Strongylocentrotidae. The record is from RefSeq and is a predicted model, not a curated record.
AACAACAAAAAAGAAGACUACGAAACCGUAUGACGUCACGCAACACCGUUUGGCGAAUGCAUCAAGACUGAACUCCACAUUUUUUUCCUUCAACAUACUUUAAUGGUUCUCCCAUCAAACUCCAAAAUGUCUUGUCUAGUCAAUUAUGGAAGUAGUGAUGAAAGCGACAGCAGUGAUGGAGAAGACUGUCCUCCAGUUGCAGCGAAGCCUAAGGAGAUGGAUCUCAAGACCCAAGAUACAAAGAAGUCAUCUUUGUUUGCAGCUCUACCAAAGCCGAAAGUCGUCCCCACACCAUCAUCUUCGAUUCAAAAGAAGUCAUCUUUGUUUGCAGCUCUACCGAAGCCAAAGGGCGUCGGCACACCUGCCAUGGAGGAAGUCAUGAAUACUAAACCCAGCAUUGGAUCGGAUGUGAGAGGGGCAGAGGGUUCUCGUAAAAAUAGUCUGUUUUCAAGUCUCCCACCACCGAAGAAGACUGCAAGUACAACCGAAAAAUCAGCUGAACCAACUUCUGGAGCUAGACAUAAACCUGCCCCAGUGGCAACAAGUUCAUCCACCAAUAACAGCACAGUCUCUAAGGGUCUGCUGAAUCUACCACCUCCAAAAAAGAAGCAACCCGUGAAAAUAAGCCUGCCUGCUCUGCCUGACCCCAAUUCUGAUGAUGAUGAACCAGAAACAAAAAGACCUAAAAGUACCAAGGGAGUUGGGCUGUUUGCAAUGCUGCCCAAACCCAGAAUAGCAAGUAGAAGGGAAGCACAACGUCCCCUCAUCCCCUACACGCUGACCAAGAAACCUGCUGCAGCUCCUGCCAAGCCUCCAGGAAAGCCUCCAGGGAAUCCUCUGGCUCCAGUGCAACCUGUAAAGCCGACCCAUCCUAGUGCAAGUACUGUCAUUAAGAGUAAACCUACAAGUGGUAAUCCCUUGGUGAUGGGUUACAAUAGCGAUGAAGACGACGAAGAGGAUGAUGGUGGUGGUGGAGUCAAUUUCUUCUCGAUGGGAGAAAGUGAUCAUGUAAAGGAAAGAACUACAGAAGAAUCUGCAACAGGUGUGCAAAGUAAACCCCUUGCAUUUAGCAAACCAAGGAUCGAUGCAUCUAUCACUGAAUCUGAUAUUGGAACAAGUAGGAUCACUUGUGCGGCAGAUCCGGGGGUCGUGGAACCGGUGAUACCCACUGAACAGGAUCAGCCACUUGUUUUUAACCCAUCACAGUCAAACAAUGUAGGAUUCUCUGUACCGAGGUACAACCCUCAUGCACUGUCCAAUCCUCAAUACAAUGUACAAUCUCAUCAAGGAUCAAACUAUGCACAACCUAAUGAUGGAAGCAUGCCAUAUGGAUCAUAUAACCAAACAGGAUUGGAUAGUCAAGAGGCUAUGCAGUACUACAAUCAACCCUAUCAAGAGGGUGGUGAUACAGGGUAUGGAGAGAGCGGAACCAGCGCUCAGGGCUCAAGUCAGUCAGUCCUCCAAGAUGAAGGGUUUGCCAAAAUGGUCGGUAAGAAUAAUCGCGGGAGAGAAGAAAUCCAAUUCAUCGACAUCAAUGCUGAUGAUCAGAUAGGACCUACAGCUAGUCUACAGAAUAUGGUUAAAUCUAUGACAGAAGAGAAAGAGUCCAGAGUAAAAUUGAAAAAGGAGCAACUGCCUACCUCCCAACAGAAGAGGAAACAUCAGAUCACAUACCUAGCUCGCCAGGCCAAGGAGAGAGAACUGGAGCUAAAGAAUCAGUGGGCUGACAAUCGCGCGACCAGAAAGAGUCAAAAUGCCAAGUAUGGAUUCUUCUAAAGGUCCAUGGACAAGAGAUCAUCAUGAGUUUGUUCUUGGACUCUUCAUUCCAGUGUUGUGCUAACUGCAUCUUAAAGGGGGUGUAGCAUGGCAAAUACUUGUUAACGCCAUCUACGACUUCUUUUGGACAACUGCACGUAAACAAAUGAACUUGAUUAACGGUCAGCACGCGCUUGCGUUGCGAAACAGACCAAAGUUCUCCUCAUGCUUCAGUUUCGCGUAUGUUGCACGCACGUGAAUACUGCGGUCGUGUCGUCCGUAGUCGCAUUAUACCUGAUUGGCCCUAAGUCAGGCCACGGGAAAGACACAUAGUCUCGCCAUGCUACACCCCCUUUAAAUGAGGAGUUCAACUGAAUGCAAUGGUUGAUUUGACAUGAGGUAUACUCGCAUGUUGAUGAUGUGAUGUUGUCCAAGAGGUAUUUUUAUAUAAAUUCAAGUAGAAUUAUCUUCACUGAACACAGACAUCACAUGUGAUAAACUGAGUGAAGCUGACAGAAGACAGUUGAAAACAGCCUAGUUGGCAUUUCAUAGAUUAAAAUUGAAUGUAGGAUGACAAUGUUAUUGGUACUGCUUCAAAGGUUUCAUGGGAUCUGAAGAGAAGAGAAGAGGUUGAGUUAGAGACUAUUAUAGGAUCUGGAUAAAGGAGAAAUUUAAUCAGAUAUGAUGUAGACUGAUUGAAUUGGGAGGACCUCCAAAUUAGAGACAUCUAGGAGAUGGAGUUUUAAUGACAGCCAAGAUAUAGAGAUAUAGAAUAUGGAAGAACAUUCAACAUCAUGAACAGACAUAUUAAAAUAGAUCUACAUGUCUUAGUAAUUCUUGCCUUAUAAAACUUAACUUGGAAGAUUUCAGCCAUUUCUGUCAUAAGUUGAUUUUUUUUAAUUGUCACCUUUAAAAUAUUUUUAUUAUUGACUUAUUCAACAAGCAGUGAGAAUAGAAUCAUGAUUGUUUUUUCCUUUACCACAUCGUUGACUUUGAUUUCUUGUUGGAUCAAAGUAUCCUGAGGCAUAACCAUUGAUUUUGAAUAAAAUACUUCAUAAAACAAAUAGAUUACGUGCUUAUAAACAAUUAAUAACAUAUACAGUGCGUAUAAAAAAAGUAGGACUACUUACUUUGAAAAUAUCCUCCAAAAUUAUAAUUUCAUAAAUAAUUCUCUUGAAAAUUGUAUCUAUAUCUUCUGUACUGCAUUACAUUUUGUUAAAAUACUGAAGUCAACAAUAGAAAUUCAGUGCAGGAAAGACAAUAACGUGUAAUGUGCUUAUGUGUUUGUGAGUGUGGAGGGGAAAAGGGAGCAUGGCUGCAGAUGUAAGUUCAGAGAUCAACUGAUGGGUCAAAUCAAUUAUUUAUAGUUAAAAGAACAACUGCAAUCGAUGGCUGAUAAUUAUGCACUUCUGUCUAAUUCAAGAUGGCAGGAUUUCCACGCAAACCAAGCCAGUUCUCACUCAAGUGUAAAUACUGUCAAUAUGUGUAGUGCUAUUGAAUUAAGUGGACCCUCACCCAUAAUAAUGUCAUACUUUUGAGAAAAAUUAUGCAGAUAUCACAAAAUUAAAAUUUGGAGGAUAUUUUCAAAGGUUGUACUUUUUUGAGAUGCACUCUGUACACUAAUAUCCUUUAACCUGUCAUUUUAAUAAAAGAGAUCCAGAAAAGAGUCUGUAAUACCUUAAUAGUGGAUAUGUGAUUGUAUUCAACUCUAUACUGUAACCCAUGUCCUAAAGUCAUUCUGUGUAUUUGAAUACAAAUCUUGAAUAGGAUAAAUUUUGUUGUUGACCUCAUGUUUUCAUUUAAAAUGUAUAAGGCUUCUAGCAAUGGAAAUGACAGAAAAAAGGCUGAGAGUGAUUUGUCUCCAAAACUCAAUACAUUGAAAAAUCAAUAAUCAUGUAUGGAUUAGUGAAUUAAGAAGCAAAAAUAUGAAAAUACUCUACAUCUCUAAAGUAUUGAGGUGUAACACAAAAAUCACUUAGCCAAUCCAAUGUGGCUCAAAAGCAGUUCUUGAAAAUGCAAACUUUAUUUUGAAUUUCUCUUUGCAUUAUAUAGGAUUGAGCUUUACAACACUGAAAUAGUACUUACAAAUGUUCUUUUCAUUAUUUACUUUUCUACAUUUCUCACAUUCUAAUACUUAGCAGGGUCUAUAAGUUAUGAAAGAUUAAUAUUGAAUUUGUUUGCCAUAUGAUACAAAUGUAUAUAGGAUGGAUCUAGUUAUGUACAGAUUUGGUAAAGUAUUUUGAAAUCCGUGGAAAUUAGAUACGUGUAUUCAUAAAUAAUUGUUUGAAUAAAAGUCCUGGAUUUGGAAGGGUUUCAUAAUCUAUAAUAUUUUAUACUAAUCUCGUGAUUGUUUUGAUUUUUAUGGAAGCUCUUUAAGAUCUGCAACAUAACAAGCAUGUAUUUAGGUGUAUAACAAAUAGCAAUUGAGAAAAUCAGAUAAUGAAUGAUGUCAAAAGAUACAGGAUACAGGAAUAAAAAUCCCCCAGAAUGGUGGUGAGAGGAGAUUAA